Manihot esculenta (cassava) is the source of this 507-nucleotide messenger RNA. RefSeq lists its product as uncharacterized. The record is from RefSeq and is a predicted model, not a curated record. Lineage: Eukaryota; Viridiplantae; Streptophyta; Magnoliopsida; Malpighiales; Euphorbiaceae. The coding region runs from base 1 to 507 and encodes 168 amino acids. The transcript has a single exon.
AUGGCUCCUGAAACAACAAAGCAAAGCCACUCAUCCUCCUCUGACGUAGUAGACAAGCACAAAAACCUUGAUCGCGAGGUCAGAGACAUGGUGAAUGCAAUAACAUCUCGUGUUGGAGAUCUUCAUAAGCCAGGCGGAUCGCAGCAGCUCCAACAGACGGAGCAGGAUGAACAUGGCGUAAGAAUCAUCACACUUGCUGGAACAAACACGGGAGCUACAAUGCGAAGCGAGUUGGAUGAAAAACUACCAAAUAAUGCUCCUCAAGAUGGCGUGUCAGGAGGCGAACCUGAGGCAUUGGAUACAUACGUCAACAGCAAUUUCCAAGCUGUGAACAACUCUAUCAUGCUAGGUAGCAGCUAUAACACCAAUGACCCUGGUGUUCAUUUGGAAAUUUCUGACAUUAUUGAACAACGUGGGUAUAAUAAACCAAAUAAGCAUGCAAAGAAGGGCAAGAAAAAGGACAAAGAAGUCCUCAAAUCUGACCAGCAAACCGAUCAUUCUGAAUGA